This is a messenger RNA of Ascochyta rabiei, 2283 nucleotides long. RefSeq lists its product as uncharacterized. The record is from RefSeq and is a predicted model, not a curated record. Bases 1 to 2283 code for a protein of 760 amino acids. Lineage: Eukaryota; Fungi; Ascomycota; Dothideomycetes; Pleosporales; Didymellaceae. The transcript has a single exon.
AUGUCGGGCUUUGGUAGCUCCAUUAGCACGCCGCGCCGUCUCAGGCCAAAUCUGCGACCGGCAGAGUCGUCGCCCAACCUGACCUUCUCCGCCAGCUCCAUGGCACGACAAGCCUCGCUCAGCGCACUCACCGGCGCAUCGCCCUCGCCCAACACCAUGGCCGACGCACAGGACAUCGACAUUGGCGACCUGGUCGACGUUCCCGGCGGCAUGCACGGCGUCGUCAAGUUUGUGGGCAGCAUCCGCGGCAAGAAGGGCGUCUUUGCAGGCGUCGAGCUGAGCCGGGCGUUUGCCUCGCGCGGCAAGAACGACGGCGCCGUCGAGGGCACGCAGUACUUCACCACCACCACGCCCGGCUCCGGCAUCUUCCUGCCCGCCCACCGCGCCCUCAAGCGCGCGUCCGGCACCUCGGACGACUUCCCCCCGACCCCGACGACGCCCUCGUACGCGGCCAACAGCUUCAGCCUGUCCACGACGGCAAAGCCCAACUUCAGCCCCAACGCGCCCUCGGCCUCCAAGGCGAGCUUCUCGCAGUCCCUCGGCCCCGGCGCCCGUGCCCGCCGUCCCUCGCUCUCCCGCCCCGAGUCCCCGCUCCGCAAAGCCUCCAACCUGGCCCCUCCCACGCCCGGCCGCAGCGGCAGCGUCACGCCCUCGCACUUCUCCAAGAGUGCCAUUGGCGCACCGCCGCGCUUUGCGAGCCCUGCGCCCCCGCGAGGUGUCGGGGUGCAGAAGCCUCGGACGCCAGGCCCCUCGCGCCCGUACUCGCGCAACACCAACUCUCGCCUGGGCCAGCACGACACCAUCGACGAGGAUGGCGAGGUCUCGCCCAACGGGGCGACACGCACAAGCAACGACUCCAUGGCCAACUUCAGGUCCAGUCGCCUCGGCAGCCGGCCAUCCUCCGCGCCAAACGCCGAAGUCCAGCGGCUGACCAAGGUCGUACAAGAGCGCGACAAGCAGCUCGAGGAGCAGGCGACAGCCCUUGCAGACAUGGAAGCCACGCUCGCCGAGAUCCAGAGCCUCAUGCCCGAGGGCGGCUUCGAGCACGAGCCUGCCGAGUCCAACGACGUGCGGGAACUGCGCUCGAUGCUGAGGGACAGAAAUGACAAGAUCGCCCUGCUCACAGCCGAGUUCGACGCACAUCGAGCCGACUUCCGCAACACAAUCGACACGCUGGAACUUGCAAGCACAGAGACGGAGAGAGUUUAUGAGAAGAAGGUCGAUGAGCUGCAGUCAGAAUUGCACGAGAUGCUGGCUCGCAACGAGGACGUCGAGACUGUGGCGAUGCAGCUGAAGCAGCUCGAAGAGCUGGUGCAGGAGCUGGAGGAAGGCCUCGAGGACGCCCGCAGAGGCGAGGCUGAAGCUCGCGGCGAGGUCGAGUUUUUGCGCGGCGAGGUCGAGCGCGGCCGGUCAGAACUGCGGCGGGAACGCGAGAAGGCUGCUGAGGUGCUGAAGAGCGCCAACACAAUGGUCGACGGGCCGCCCCCCGCUGGACAGAGAGAGCUCGAGCAGCGAGACGAUGAAAUUAGAGGGCUCAAGGCUAUCAUCCACUCGUUAAGUUCGGGCGUUCCAAACGAUCACGACCGCUCGUCUCGAGAGGACUCCUCUGAGGAACUCAAGGCCGCGCAAGCCACGGCAGAGCGCCUCGAGCGCGAGAAGGAAGAGCUGCGUGGGCUUGUAGAGAGGAAGGCCUACCGCGAAGAGGAGUUGGAGCGCGAGCUUGAGAAGCUGAGGAGUCAGGCUCAGCGCGAAAGCGUCAUCAGCAGUGCCGUUUCUGAACACACAGUAAAGCAGGAGCCGCACUCGACAACGAGAGACUCCAAGGACACGGCGGGAAGCUGGCGGGCGGCACCACCAGUUCGACGCGACCCCCCAACCACGCUGGAGCCUAUGGUGGAGUCGGAUGGAUGCUCAUCUGCCGCCGACAGCGUGCUGUGGUGCGAGAUCUGCGAGACGGGCGGACACGACAUUCUCAACUGCUCUGCCAUGGGCGGCGAUGCAGCGCACAAAGAGGCCGACUCUCACGAUGGCAAGCACGAUGUUGUCGAGGCACUGAGGAACCUCUCCGUCUCCUCUGAACAUGCUCGACCUGCUGGUCUGACGCCUGCAAAAUCGCCAGGUAACGCCCCCACCACGCCUCUGCCCAUCCCCUCGUUCAACCACUCCAGCUCGUCGCUUGUGCCAGCCAAAGGCGCUGCUGUGGCGGACCCAGACAAGUGGUGUGCUCUCUGCGAGAACGAGGGUCAUGACGUUACGGAGUGCCCGAACGAGGAUGCUUUUUGA